UGCUCUUCACUGUAUCGUUUUUUGAUUGUUGUAUCUUCCAUUGUUACUGCUCUAUCAUCUGCAUUGUUCAUCGGUGAGUGAUUUCUCUAAUUUUUUUUUAUUUUUAACGGUUAUGCUUUUGUUAUAUCUUAAUUUUUGUUGUGUUAGAUGUAGGAUUGUGUUUUUUUUAUGAUUUUAUUAGUUUUUUUUAUCUUACAAUAUGAAUUGCAAAUGAUUUUGUAUUAAAAAUUUGUGAAUCUGUUAAUGCAUGUACAAUUAUUUGAUAUUUUGUUAGUUAUUAUCACUGAUUUUGUUUUUUUAUACUUUUUAUCUCCAGUUUUUAUUAUACAUUAUGUCUGAUACUGAUUUUGAUCAAACAUUAUCGGAAUUCUUGAUUCAAUUGAAGAAUCCUGACAUUGCUCCUAAAGAAAUGGAGGAAGCUUCUGAUUCUCCGGUCCGUAUGAGUUUGAGGAAAAAGACUAUUGGUAGUAAACCUGUUGCUCCUAAAAUAGAGAAGAAAGCAAUAAAGAAAUCAAAAUCUGUGCAGAAGUCUGUUGCUGGAAAAAGGAAAGCAAAUUUUGUGGUACCUAAAAGAGAUAUUAAGAGGAAAAGGCUUGGUACUGAUAAUUUGGAUAAGAAUGAUUCAUUUCAGACAUUUGAUUUGUUACUUGGUCCAAAGGAUCGAUUUGUCGGUAAAGUUGGAAAUGCUUCACAGAAUGCAGUGCUGAAACAUAUUAAAUCGAAGCUUAGUGAAGAUCAGUUAGCAACGUUCAAGAACAGUAGGUUUGGUGUCUUUCUAGAACUUGACAAAGAUGUACUGAGUCUUAGACUCAUACAUGCCAUACUUUUAAGGGAAGUUCAUCACAGCAAUUUGUCAGAGCUUUGGUUUCAUUACGGUUCGCAGAAUAUGCGAUUCAGUCUAUAUGAGUUUGGUCUUGUUAGUGGACUUGUUUGUGUUGGUGAUGAGUCAAGGUUUUCUGGUCAUUUUAAGGACAGUAACUUUUUUAAUAAAUAUUUUGGUGAUGUGAGCAAGAUUACCCGUCAGGUUAUUGAAGCGAAAUUUAAAGAGGCUGUGUGGGAGAAUGAUGAAGAUGCUGUAAAGUUUGCAAAGCUUUACAUGGUUCAGUGUUUUUUAUUGGGUCAUCUUGGAACUACUUUGGUUGACGAUCGGUUCAUUCACUUGCUUGACUGCCCUGAUUAUGAUGAUUUUCCAUGGGGAAAAUAUUCAUUCCAGUUAUUUGUUCAGUCUACUAAGAACAAGCUGUGGACUAAACAUAAUGCAUCAAGUCAAUCUGCUUUCUAUCGUUUGUAUGGUUUUCCGCAUGCUAUUCAGUUUUGGUUUUAUGAAACAUUGGUUUCUGUGCCUGAGUAUUUGUGUACUUUGAGCAAUGCUGCUGUUUAUCCUCGAUUACUGCGUUGGAGUCCGAAGGAUAUUAAGAAAAUGCAGAACUUUGAUUUUCAGGUUUUUGAUGAUGGAACUGAAAAGGUCUCAGUGCUUUCAAAUAUUGUAGCAAAUGAGUUUGAGUCAAGUCAACUUAUUGUUACUGGACUAAAUUAUCAAGGUCAAGUUGUGAAGCGAGCAAGAACUUCUGCUUCUGAUUCUGAAGAUAAAAUAUUGGAAGUGGCAAGGUCUGCUUGUAUUAAAUUUGUCCAUGAAUUGAAAGCACUAAUUUUUGAUAACAAGGCUGAUUAUUCUGAUGUGGAGUGUGACGUUCGAAAGCGCAUUUGUGCUUCUGUGGUUAGUUUUGAAGAAAAUCAAUUGAGUGAUAUUUUUGAUGACAAAUCUGGAAAGGCUGAUACUGUAGAAGAACUGAUAUAUUCUUCUGACGGUGAUUCUGAGACUGUUAAUGAGAAUAACAGUGGCUCAUCGGAGGAAACUGUGAGUGAUGAUGAUGUGAGUCAUAAGGUUUUUAAGGAGAGUGCUGCGAUUUUAAAUAAUGAAAAUGUUGUACCUGUUUCUGAAUCAGUUGGAGGAAAGUUUGAUGCUGAGGUAAAUGUUGAGGAAGUGAAAUCCUUGUCCAAUGAUAAUCCUGAAAUUGAUGAUUGUGGUGUAGAAGAUGUGGCUGAAGAUGUGGGAGAAGCUGUGGCAGAAGUUGAUUCUAUUGCUGAUGAUUCAGAGAGGAAUUUUGAUGUGGAUGCUUUUUUUGAUAGCAAUCCUAGUCAGUGUACUGAUAAAUUUGAUGUAGUUAAGGAGGCUGAGUUACCUGACAUAACAGAAGAAAUUGAGGAUGCUGAUUUAGUUCAAAAAAGGGAUGUAAUUGGGGAUGCUGAGAAUGUAAAUGUAGCUGAUGAUAUUAAUCAGGCUGAGAAUUUUAAUUCUGUUGAGCCGUUGGAGCAGGUCGACAAUGUCAAUUUCGUUGAGCCGUUGGAGCAGGCUGAGAAUGUUACUGCUGUUGAGCUGAUGGUGCAGGAUAAGAAUAUUAACGAAGCUCUGGAUUCCGUUGCAACUGAGCAGUCUAUUAGUACUGAUGGUGUUCCAGACAAGGAACAAUUGAGUUUAAAAGAAAAGGAAUCUGACUUGGAGGUAUAAGCAUACAAGUUUGUUAAUUUUUUGCUCUCUUCCUUUUUUAUGAUAUUGUAAUGAUACUGUUCUUUUUUUUAUUUUUUGAGUUGUAUGGCUACUUGUAAGUUAAUUACAUGAUACUGUAAUGAUAAUGUAUUAUCUUUAUACUGUUAUGAUAAUGUAAUUUUAUUAUUUUUUAAUUGAUACUGUAUUGAUA
Molecule: messenger RNA, 2699 nt
Organism: Mercurialis annua (annual mercury)
Lineage: Eukaryota; Viridiplantae; Streptophyta; Magnoliopsida; Malpighiales; Euphorbiaceae
Exons: 6
Coding region: 332-2509 (725 amino acids)
Source: RefSeq, a predicted model, not a curated record